CGCGGGGCGGCAGCCGACAUGUUCCAGGGCUCGGACGGCCAGCCUGGCGAGUCGGGCUCCAGAUCCAUGAAGCCCCCAGGAGGAGAAUCGAGCAAUCUUUUUGGAAGUCCAGAAGAAGGUGUUCCUUCAAGCAAACCUAAUAGGAUGGCAUCUAAUAUUUUUGGACCAACUGAAGAACCUAAAAACAUACCGAAGCGGACAAAUCCUCCAGGGGGCAAAGGAAGUGGUAUCUUUGAUGCAUCGACUCCUGUGCAGACUCGACAGAGACUGAACCCACCUGGCGGGAAGACUAGUGACAUAUUUGGGUCCCCAGUCACUGCCACUGCACCCCUGGCACACCCAAACAAGCCCAAGGAUCAUGUUUUGCUAUGUGAAGGUGAAGACUCUAAAUCGGACCUGAAAGAUACAACAAACUUACCCCGAGGAGAGCAGAGCGAGAAGGGAAGCUCAAAAGAAGCAGACCAUGCCAAGAUAACAGAGCCCACACCUACAGUUGACAGUCAUGAGCCCAGACUGGGACCGCGGCCUUGGUCCCACAACAAGGUCCUGAACCCACCAGGAGGCAAAUCCAGCAUCUCCUUCUAUUGAGAGGCUCCUCCUCUGCCUGUACUCAGACCGGAAACUCAGAGAUAGGGUAUUGAAAUGUUAGUGCUUCCUUUAACCCAAAUGAGUCGGGGUGGGAGAGGGGUUGUCAUGCGUGUGGGGUUGCCUGCUCAUAGGCCUGAUGCCUUUGGAGGAGCUGCAGAAGGACUGUGCCUUCCAGACUGCCAAGAUACACAUCUGUGGGGAUAAAGUGGGGCGCUCUUACGCCUCGUCUGUAGUUGUUCUGUGUGGAACAGUAAGGUUCUGGGAAGGGCGAAAGAGAUGGCACCCGUUAGCAGAAGGCUCAUUAGGGUAUGUCUCGUCCUUGUAUCAACAGUCUGCUGGCUGUUGGGCAUCUAAGAAUGGUGGUUUGGCUGGGAAAAAAAGAAAA
Molecule: messenger RNA, 973 nt
Organism: Alexandromys fortis (reed vole)
Lineage: Eukaryota; Metazoa; Chordata; Mammalia; Rodentia; Cricetidae
Product: jupiter microtubule associated homolog 2-like
Exons: 1
Coding region: 19-588 (189 amino acids)
Cellular component (GO): nucleus
Source: RefSeq, a predicted model, not a curated record